Messenger RNA from Exophiala spinifera, 1500 nucleotides. RefSeq lists its product as uncharacterized. Bases 1 to 1500 code for a protein of 499 amino acids. The transcript is spliced from 2 exons. Lineage: Eukaryota; Fungi; Ascomycota; Eurotiomycetes; Chaetothyriales; Herpotrichiellaceae. The record is from RefSeq and is a predicted model, not a curated record.
AUGGAGAUAACCUCGACGAUCGGUGCUCGGAAAAUUCUCCGACGGUACGAAGACGGCUCGUGGAGCUGCGAGGACGUCGUGCGCGCCUUUUGCAAACGCGCCGCUCUCGCCACACAGCUUGUCAACUGCUGCACGGAACUCAUGUUCGAAGAGGCCAUCUCUCAAGCUCGCGACCUUGACCGCUGGUACGCCGACACGGGGGAAUUUGUUGGUCCGCUCCACGGCAUCCCACUUUCGCUCAAGGACAACCAUAUCGUGCGCGGGCACGACACGACGCUGGGCUGGGUCGGCCUGGUAGGGCAACCUGCCGAGGCCGACGAGCUCACGGUCCAACAGUACCGCGCCCUGGGAGCGAUAGUGUACUGCAAGACGAACGUGCCCCAGAGUCUCAUGAUGAGCGACAGCUACAACCACGUCUGGGGCCAGAGCGUGAACUCGUUACACAGGGCGCUGAUAAGCGGCGGUAGUUCGGGCGGUGAGGGCGCGCUCGUGGGGGCCCGAGGGAGCGUGUUGGGUAUCGGCACCGACAUAGGUGGAAGUAUACGCAUCCCCGCGGCACUGCAGGGCCUGUACGGGUUAUGUCCCAGCGUGGGCCGCGUGCCAAACAAGGAGAGCUCGAAAGACCAAAAAUACAUCAUCCGUCCAGUGGCGGGGCCGAUGAGCAAUUCACUCGGAAGCAUCGAGCUGUUCAUGGAGGCGUAUCUGAGCCAGGACCCCUGGAACGCCAACCCGGGCAUCUUACCUAUACCUUGGCGGUCGGAGCUGGACGAGCAGGUCCAGAACAAGGAGCGGCUGCGGAUCGCGUGGAUCGUCGACGACGGCGCGGUCAAGCCGCAUCCGCCCAUUGCCAGGGCCGUGCGCGACGUGGUCGAGAGGCUGAAGCAAGCAGGCCACGAGGUGGUCGAGUGGGACGCGAGCGACCACCAGCGCGCCUACUACGAUCUCUGGGUCAAGGGUGUGCUCGCGGACGGCGGCAGGCGGUUCGAGGGGCUGUGUAAGAUGGCCGACGAGCCUCUCAUCCAGGGGAUGCUGGUGGGCACGGAAGAGACGUAUUUGGGUCCGGAGGAACGAAUGGAACUGGGCGAUCAGAUCCACGAGUACAAAAAGGCGUACCUGGACAGGUGGACCGAGUCCGGCAUCGACGCCCUCAUCAUGCCCGUGACCCCCUGGGUGGGCAUGCGGCCCAAGGUCUGGGUCAAGAGCCAGCAGUACGUGGGCUACACCGCGCUGUGGAACAUGCUGGAUUACAGUGCCUUGACCAUGCCGGCGAGUAAUGUUGAUUACGUCCUGGACGACCCGCGGCGGAACGACGAGUGGAAAGCGCACGGGGCCCAGACGAGAGGCUUCUCGGACGACUUUAACUAUAAAAUGUACCAGGAGCUCUGGGACGAUGGGGUGGUGCAGGGGCUGCCGGUGAACAUCCAGAUAGUGACGGGCCGCUUCGGCGAGGAAAAGGCAGUGGGUGUGGCGAAGGUGCUGGAGAAGUUGGGCAUAGUCUGA